AUGUACAGAAAGCAGCAACGGGUCGGCCAGCAGUCGCCCGGUUACACCGCUCAGACCCAGGACGGCCUGAACAAUGUUAGCGAUCUCAUAAGCAAGUUCGAGGUACGCAACUAUCCUAUAAAUAGAGGACUGCUGCCAGAACUAUCGCCGCCCCGGCCGGGAUUCAUUGUCCCGGGCACGGAGGAAGCGUGCUACGAAGCGUCCUACCGACCGUACGGUGGGUCGGCACGAGCCGUCUACCAUCACUAUUCGCCGACCCAUUCUCCGCCACUUGGGCAGACGCGCCGCCGUGUGUCAAACAGUUUGCCGUACGAACCGCAAUUCAACGAUACAGCCUCACUGAGUGACGGUGGGGAUAGUGUUCUGUCGGGGGGCAGGAUGGACGACCGUCGGUUUCGGCAACGUCCCGGUGGUGGGCAUUACUACCAGAAUGGUUCACUCUCCUCGUUAAACGAGUCCGAUUACUACGAGGAAGUGUUUGAUGGCGGGGCGCGGACGCCACCUACCGGGCGGUACUAUCAGCAGCAGCAGCGUUACGGUGCGCUCCUCGAGGAGGUUGACGAUGCGCCACUAAAUAAGGAACAGGUCACCAGCACCCUGACACGGUUCGGUGCCAUACUGCAGAUGCUGUCCCGGAUCCCGUUUCCCCGGAUGUCCGUCACCGGCAUGGGGCUUUGCUCGCUCGUCGCCAUCUUCUUCUGUCCGCGUGCGAUCGGUUCGAAUAUAUUGUUUCCCGGUUUCAGACUACUGUUCGGUACGCUGUACCCGGCCUACGCCUCGUACAAGGCCGUACGAACGAAGAACGUCAAGGAGUAUGUCAAAUGGAUGAUGUACUGGAUUGUGUUCGCCUUCUUCACCUUUAUCGAAACGUUCACCGACAUACUGCUGUCCUGGUUUCCGUUCUAUUACGAAAUAAAGGUGAUCGUCGUCCUGUGGCUGCUGUCACCGGCUACCCGUGGUAGCUCGACGCUGUACCGCAAGUUUGUUCACCCGAUGCUAACACGCCGAGAACAGGAAAUCGAUGACUACAUCAAUCAAGCCAAAGAGAAGGGUUACACCGCCGUGCUGCAGCUGGGCUCGAAGGGUGUUAACUAUGCCACCAACGUUAUCAUGCAGACGGCCAUCAAAGGUGGUGGUGGACUGGUGCAAACGCUGCGCAAGAGCUACAGCCUGAGUGAUCUCUCCGAACCGGACACCCAGCGGACGCAGGAUGAGGUGGACGAGAUCGUGAACCGACCGCAGCGCGUGUUACGUUCGAAGAGUUCCCGCUCGUCGUCCGGCACCCGCCAGAUGGAGAUGUACUUUCCCGAGGUGGAAAUAACCGGUGCGCCGUAUCAUGCGGCCGCUGCACCACCGUACAACUACAUUCGCUCAUCGGACGAUAUAAGCUCCGGUUACUCGAGUGCCGAACCGGGUCUGAGCCGAACGGCAUCGAUGAGCAACACUGCGCGCCCGAGACUGAAAUCAAAAACGCGCGAGGAUCAGGAUGAGUACGGUGCGGAUGUGUUUUAUGACGAGCAGGACCUCUUCUUUGCUGGUAGUAACCGUGGGGCCAUUCGUUCAGGUGAUUCCACUCCCCAGCGGGCUAGCAUCUAUGAACUGCAGGGUGGUAGUGUUAGCUCAUUACCGGCCAUUACCCAGGCGGGACAUACGGUGAAAUCAGCAUCAUCACCGAUUUAUUCUAGCGGUACACAAUCGGCACAGCGCGUUGAAUCCGCCGGGAAUGUUCCGACUGAAAUGAAUGACAAAUAUAAGCUAUUCCUAGCAUGGAUGGAGGAGCAGCAGCAACGUGAGAAGGAAGUUGAACACGAAAGGACUGGAAUGGAAUCUUCAAAUGAAGAAAAUAACGAGAGCAGUAAUAUGCUUCGGCGAGAAAAAGAAAUUGCACCCGGACAGGAACGACCUUUAAUUGAAGAACAAGAACUAGUUGCUUCUGUGAAGCAGGAAGAAUUGCAAGGGAGUAGCAUCGAACCAAAAGCAACAACGGAACGUAUCGACACCAGUGUGGAACCAAUGCAGGAGGAUCUUACGGCAAUGGAGGAUAACUUUAUGGACACGAUUUCUGUAUCAUCGAACGAGAAUGAUGAGUUUUUGGAGGUUGAAGCCUCAACAGAACCUAUGGAAGAAUUAAUUAAUCGUCAGGGGACGCAUAAGGACGACUCUGCAAAGGAUAAGCCUGGGGAAGAAAUAAAGGAAACACCUGAAAGUAACGCCGUACCAGAAGAAAUAGCAAUAACCGAAUCGAAUGUCAAUUCGGAUAGGGAAAUGACUGAAGAAACGGUUGAAUUACCUUCCGUAAUUGAAGAAAAGGAACAGCUAGAAGAACCGGCAGUUGCUGAGGAACAACUCGCUAAGGAUAUGGCAACGCCGCUGGAAUCAUCCAACCUCAUGGUGGUGGCUGCAUGUUCCAACUCCAACUUAACCUCGUCCAACUCAUCUCUUGCCGUAUCGGAAGGGAGCACCGGUAGUGUCAUUAAUCUGGCCAACGAAGGUACCGCGUCCGUCCAAGCAAAGAAACAUCCAUCCUUUGGGAAGCAUCGUAAAGCACCACCUGUUCCACCACCGCCCGAAAUGAUCGUUAUUCGAGAACCUCCCAAAAUUACUCCUACUGUUGCUACUCCAACUCCAUCAAACUCUCCGAAUGCGGGAGGUCUGAAUGAAAAACGGCCAAUAAUGCCUGUGAGCACUCGUACCAGCUCACCAUCGUCGGGCGCUGUCGGCGGUCCAACGCAAGCAGCGGAAAAGUCUAAGCCGAAAAAGUUUAUGAGCUCCCUGACGGGUAUGUUCAAGGGACACGGCGACACAUCAUCAUCAACGACGCCGAACGGUCGUACGAACGAAUCGGCACCGCCACCGGAAAAGAUGUCGGCCAGCUGUACGACGCUGCCCCGCACCAAGAAACCGGAAAAGGUCACCAAAACACGCUCGAAAACAGAAAAACCAUCAGUUUAA
This is a messenger RNA of Anopheles marshallii, 2952 nucleotides long. RefSeq lists its product as uncharacterized. Gene Ontology annotation, molecular function: microtubule binding. Bases 1 to 2952 code for a protein of 983 amino acids. Gene Ontology annotation, biological process: endoplasmic reticulum tubular network organization. NCBI's taxonomy places the organism in Eukaryota, Metazoa, Arthropoda, Insecta, Diptera, Culicidae. The transcript is spliced from 7 exons. Gene Ontology annotation, cellular component: endoplasmic reticulum membrane; endoplasmic reticulum tubular network; cytoplasmic microtubule. The record is from RefSeq and is a predicted model, not a curated record.